Porites lobata is the source of this 10970-nucleotide messenger RNA. The record is from the annotation of a GenBank genome assembly. NCBI's taxonomy places the organism in Eukaryota, Metazoa, Cnidaria, Anthozoa, Scleractinia, Poritidae.
CUUGUCUCUUGUGUCGGUCUGCAGGUCUCCGACGUGAAUCCGAGAGACGUCUGGCCCAACAAAAGCAAACUAAAACAAUAUCUUUCCAGGUAGGAAUCACCGCAGUAGCAAGCUAGGUCUAUUUGUUGUUUCAGGUAAGGACAAUGCUUUAUGAUUCUGUUCUCGUUAAGCUGAUCGUCACAUUAAAAUACGGCAAAUUCAACGUCCCGUACACAUAGUCUGACUGCCUCUUCCGGCCCUUGUAUAAUUUAAAAAUAGCGCAACCUAUGCAGUGAGUCAAUUUUCGUCUUUAAGGGGCCACUGGGCAUUUUGGGGGGCUACCAUAAUUGUAUGUUAACUCGGAAUUUGAGCGAGCGAUUUGAAUACAAAUCAUGAAACAACGUGUACGACCUUAAUUCAUGGCGAAUGAGUGUAAACAUGUCGUGACUAGCUCUUAUUUCGAAAUCAUCACGUGAAUGUUACCUUUUAAUAUUUCUCCGAUCGUUUUAAUUACGCAAAUUCAGGUCUCCUAACUUCUUAUUUGUGUCAUAAAGUCUUCUACCCGACUCAGUUUCACUCUUGUACAUGCAAUUUCACAGAUUAAAAAAGAGAGGAGCAUCUUCAGUUUUUAUUAAGAGUUAAUUGAAGGUCUUCCACCCUUGACGAUCAAGGGAACAAUUCGGGGACACCUGACGCGUGUCUGACAUUUUUACUGCAGACCUGAUAACCUUGAUCAGUGUACUUGUAAGAGACAAAUUCGCAAAGGGCGCGCCACAAAUACAUGUAGCUGGCUGCGAGACCAUCGUCACCAUUGAAUAAAGCUCCGGAGGAAUAUAAUUUUUGAAAGACUACUUGAUAGUUUACUGUGUCGUUGAGAAAGGACUCGCGACUGUAACUUUUCAUACGGUUAAAUCAAGGAAUAGAAGGAGUAUUUCAGCCCCCCUCACUAAAAACAAAAACAAAACAAAGACCUACAAGCUUGCUUACUAGCUUAUCACAAAGAUAGAUUCAGUCAGGCGUAACAGAGUUCACUUUGUGUGGGUCUCAUUAAAUAAAAUGCAAAUUUAAAAAGUACACAGACUGAAUUAAUUGAUGUGAUUGACAAUAUCCUUACAAUCAGGGUGUUUUGUUUACACAAUUCUGAUUGUCGUGAAUUUUGUUUUUCACACCCCCCAUUACACCCACGCUAAGUCCAACAGGGACUGAACGGUUUUUUUCUGCCUGUGGAUCCAAUAUUUCUGGAAACAAAAACAAAAUUUAUGUGACUGGGGAGCCCAGGUUUCGUAAGCCCUCUGGUUGCUUCUGGGCUCCCUUGCCGACUUACAAUUCUUAUAUAAUUUAUUCUUGCAUUGUAAUUUACUUUGCCUAAAUAAAACUGAACUUAAUGAUGCUAAAACGUGAGAAUUUGUUCUCAAAUUGAUCGUCUAUAAGCCCACACACUCCUUUCUCCGGAUAAUGGCUAACUCUAUUCUCUGCACGCGUCUUCUCCAGUUCGCGCGUGUCUCAUGUUCCUCGCUCGCUUCACGCUUGCAAGUUCGUUCGCCUCAGAAAACACGAAAAACUAACACGUGCGGCGAAUGAAAUUUUUUCUGUGAGGCAUCAAUUUAAUAUUGGGAAACUGGACUGAAUUACCUCGGUCUGUCAGGCAACCCAAAGGUCAGAAAUGAUCAGCAAUGGUUAUUCUAUUCCCCCAGUCUAACCGCGCGUAAAAAAAUCUUUUAAAGUGGCUGAACACCGUUUGAUAGGUUGUGGAUCGUCACCAUGCAUUGGGGUAUUAUUUAACACUCGUAUCAGGUAUAAAGCUGAAAUUUGUAGCGGACAAAAUAUAUUUAUAAAACAUGACCUUAAUUAGGUUAAAAGUUAGAUUAGGAUCGUUGUCAUGGUAGCAAGGAUGAUGGAAAACAAGCCUAAACUUUUGAAUUUAUUAGGCUUAGGCAAAAUCCAGUCAUUAGAUUUUCUCAUAUAUUUGCACGUAGCUUACAAUAGUAAACCUAAUUUUUUAAAAACAACCUAACAAAAUUGUAGCAAGCAGUUUUUGAAAUUUUUGAAAGAAAUAGCUUUUACGAGAGACUCAAUUGUGUUACAAAACUCCUUAGUUUAACACAUAUUUUGAGGCUUUCAUUGACUGAAGUGUGAUCUGAGCAAAUUCUACCUAAUUUUGUCAAAUUUUAAUGUGUAGGUUUGAAGAUGUUGUCGUUUGUUUACAUUGCUUAUGAAAGUCAACAAGACAAACACUCUCACGUUGCUUGUAAGUACGCAUGAUCAGCACUGGCACGUUCUAAAAUCAGGUUAUGUCUCAAAGGAGACGAACAUAGAAUAAAUUUCUCCUCUCUGGGCCCAGUUGUUCGAAGGCCGAUUAGCGCUAACCAAGGGUUAAAUUUUAACCCGGACUGCUUAUCUCCUCAUGAUAAAGAUGUUAACAUGCACAGUAAAGGGAUAACCUUAAUCAGCACAGACAUGUCCUAGGAAUUUUCCUCUUAAAGUCCAAAAGGCGACUUUUUAAGAACAGUCCUUGCUAAAGGAACUAUCAAUCAAGCAAUGUGAUGGAACUUAGCUUUGAUCCCUGCUCCCAAUGCAAGGAUGUAAUGCUAUGAGAAUGAAUGAAUGAAUAAUGAUCAUCAUCAUCAUCAUCAUCAUUGUCAUAAUAUCAAUAAUAACAACAAUGACAAAAAUAAUAACAACAAUAAUAAAGAUAAUAAUAAUAACAGGAUAUAAUAGUGACAAUAACAUACCUAAAACAAAAACAUGUUGGGUUUGAAGCGAGUUCACGUAAACUGGUGUCCUUUUAAGUCGAGGGAAUCCGACUUUUUAAAAAAAACUCCUUGCUUAAGGAACUAUCAAUCAAGCCCCGCAAUGUGAGAGAACUUAGCUUGGAUCCCCGUUCCCAAUGCAAGGAAGUAAUGCUACAAGAAUGAAUGAAUGAAUGAAUGAAUGAAUGAAUGAAUGAAUGAAUGAAUGAAUAAUUAUCAUCAUCAUCAUCAUCAUCAUCAUCAUCAUCAUGUCAAUAAUAACAACAACAAUGAUAAUAAUAAUAAAAAUAACAAUAAUAAUGAUAAUAGUAAUAAUAGGAUAUAAUAGUGACAAUAACGUACCUAAAACAAAAACAUGUUGGGUUUAAAGCGAGUUCGCGUAAACUGGUGUCCUAUUAAGUCGAGGAAACCUGAUAAUUAACUACUUUGAAUAACAACAAAUUGAAAUCGUGCUUAAUUAUUAGAGGAACUUUUAGAAAACAAUCCAACAGUAGUGCGUGAGCGUGUGUGUUUACUUUAAUUGCGUGACACGUCUUUCAUUCCCCUCAUGUGUUUACUUGGGGAAAUGUCGUCUGAAACACACUCCGUGUCUUACAAAAUUAUUACGUUAAAUUCGAAAAUACUAGGAAGUGGAGGCUAAGCAGUUGCCUUUAUAUUUUCCAUAUUGUCCAACAUAUGAAGACUUUUAUGCAGACUUUCGGACGUUUGCGGUGAAGAAAAUUGAGUGACAUUUGUGCUUCCUUUGCUUCACUUCCUGGUUGAGUCGAUUUUCGUCUUCCUCGUAAGACAGCUUGCAAACUCGAAAUUCAACGACGAAAUACACCGUCUUCAAUAUGGAACGGAACAAUUUUAACAGCAAACGAAUGAAUGUAUUAUUCGUGAUAAGAUUCGACAUGCUUUACCCUCACUUUGUCGCUCCAAAUUAAAGUUAUCAAGUUACGAACUUUCUGGAGUUGUUACCAUAAAUGAUCGAGUCGAUCGAGAAGGCGCUAAAAAAAAGUCUGAAACCUGUAGGCUGCAAUUAAUAUUGUCGUACCUCAAUGCUGUAAGUUGUGUUCCUCCUGCUUCUCCAACCGCUAUGACGCAGAAAAUAAUUAGAAAGGUUACGAGUUUUAGGCUUUUCUAAGCCAAAACAAAGUGCACAUCGAGCGUGAAAAGAUCAGUCGCACGUGUUUGUGUUUGUGCAUGCGCGUCUUGCUUUGUUCUGUUUUGGCGCGAAUUUUGUGUUCGCGUUCCUCGCUCAAGGAGUCAAGGAAGAAAACAUGUUUCGGAAUGCGGAAACUGACAUUUUCUUAUUGUAAUUGUAGAGAAGUAUAAAAAAGUUUUUGGGGACGCUUUGUUUCCUGAACGCAAAUUAAUCAAGUUAAAAUUAUUUCACAGACGCAAAGUUUAAAAAUUUUGCAACAGUGUUUCCCUUGCCAUUACAGAGUUUCGUUUUCCUUCACUCGAACGACCCCGUGAUCCUUUUUUGAAAAAUGAUAUCAAAAAUUUCUUUUAACUACUACAAGAGCAAAAACCUUUUCUUCUGUCAAAACAGACGUCGUUCACCACAACGUUUUCCUUUUAUUAGCAGGACUCUUCUCCAGGUAUCCGUUUAAGGCCCGUCAGUAGAAAAACCCUCGACUAAGAACCGGGUUUUUAAGAACCUGUUAGGCUAAAAUUUUCCUGUUGGGUCCCUCUAUACAAGAACCUGCUCAACCUAAAAUUUGAAACCGGUUCUUUUUUCUAAAAUCUAUCUUUAAAAAAAUUGUUUGUGCACUUGGCCGAAUAAGAUAAGUCAAGAUUCAGGAUCCUCUUUGGAGACAUAGGUACCUUAUGACUCCAACUGAAGUUGUUAUGGUAUACAGGUCUUACCUAAGGAAUGAGCUGAAUACCACUAAAUACUCUUAGGUACAAGGUAUUGGUAUUUCUUCUUCAGAUAAUAAGAACCUAUUUAAGAACCUAAAUAGCCUAAAUUUGUGCUAAUUACCAUUUCAGUAAGAAGCUGUUUGGGCUAAAUUGGGAAAAUGCAGGUUCUGAGGUCGCAACCUCGUUUAGUUCGAAGGGUUCUCUCCUACCUGUCCCUACGGAGCGAGAGAACCUGGAAACGAGGUUGUUUGAUUCGUGGAUUCUAAUAUCAAUUCAACAAAUUAUUUAACACUUUUCUCUACAGUUUUCUUAACAACAGAAGAAGCGAUGGCAGAAAAUGAUGCAAUGACAGCAGACACAGGAGCCAGGAGUUUAGUUCCAGAUGAGGAGGACGACAAAAUCACACCAGAUGAGCGAAAAAAAGAAAAGCGAAAGAUCACUAAGAAUGUUUUCGUAAUCAGCUUUGGCUUCCUCUUUCUUUUCACUGCGUUCCAGUCCCUUCAAAAUUUACAGAGCAGCUUAAACAAGGAUGAGGGUCUGGGUCUAGCAUCGCUGUGCGUGAUUUAUGCAGCCCUGAUUUUAUCGUGUAUUUUUGUUCCCCCCUUUGUGAUUGGAAGACUUGGUUGCAAGUGGACUCUGGUGCUUUCUAUGACGGGAUAUGUGUUGUACACAGUAUCCAAUUACUACGCUCGUUGGGGAACGCUUAUACCUGCGUCUAUAAUCAUUGGUGGGUUCACGGUGAUAGUAAACGGUUGUUUUGUUUUGUUUCUUUUUAGGUGUGUUCUGUAAGUUAAAUAAUUGUCUCUUUUUAACAAGUUCCACUUAUACUCUUAUCCAAUAAACACCCUCUCACAAUCGUUAUAAAACUGAUAGACGCCAAAGGCUAUUACAAGGGUCACUUACCGUCUCGGGUUGGGAGAGGGGAGCGGGGUGAUAGGGGGUUCAAACCUCCCGCCUCCCGUACCUAGCAUUCCUGGUCCCCCCUUUUUUCUUGGAUUCCUCCGUUUUUAGGACUAUGGCGCUUGUGAAAUAUUAAGCAUUAUUGGGUAAAUUCCCCCUAAUUCUCCCGUUUCCCACCCUUUCCUCCUUUUUCUGGGAAAAAUAAUGAAAUCGUUGUUAUUGUUGUUGCUGCUGACAGUAUUACGGCUAUAAAGGGAAACUAUCAGUUCGAGACCUUAGUAUGUAACCGUAUAUCAGAGCGUGACUGCUGAAGACAGUUUGACUGUGUAUUCUCCUCUUUUUUUUUUCUUUUUCAGGUAUGUGUGCGGCACCCCUUUGGUCUUCAAAAUGCGCCUAUCUUACCACAACAGGUAUUCGAUACUCGCAGCUGAGCCGUGAAACCCAAGACGCCGUGGUAACGCGUUACUUUGGCAUCUUUUUCCUGAUCUUCCAGAGUGGUCAGAUCUGGGGCAACCUAAUCUCAUCGCUUGUCCUCCAACAGGGCAUGGAGGACAAGUUCCGGGAUAACGCUGGUGAUGUUUGCGGGGCAAAUUUCUGUAAGCAUCCUCCUGCCCUGAGUAACACCACAGGAGAGUACAACCGUAGCUUGGUUAUCAAUCUUUUGAGUAUUUACGUGGGGAUCGGGGUAUUCGCCGUGUUAUUUGUUAUCGUUUUACUCGAUCGCCUCACUGGGGACCUGGACCGAAGGAAGGAACAAGAGUCCAGUAUAAGUCUGCUGAUCGCCACUAUCAAGCACUUGAAAGACAAGCGCAUGUUGCUGGUGUUACCGCUGACCAUGUUCAGUGGGCUUGAACAGGCCUUUACCUUUGGGGAUUUUACUUCGGUAUGUUACUUGAAUUUGAUUAUAUCAAUAUUUUUAUGAUAUCUAAAAUAUAGUGUUCUUUCUUUGAGCUUGUCCGGGAAAUUUGGUAAAUCGUGAGCUCGAUGCAAUUAUUUAUUGAAGGAUUUAAUGUCUUCAAAAUCAACCGUGGAAUUUUAGGCAUCCUACUGAUGAACGGGUUUCGACAGUUAGAUAUUUAAUUUACUGACAAAAAUAUCGCUUACAGACUGUCUCCUCUGAAUUAUAUAUUAGUAUUAUUUAUUACAAUGACAAUAAAUACUCAAGAAAAAGCUAUAACAAAAGAUUGUAAAUAAACUGUCCUGGAGUUAAAAAUGCAACCACUGGCCAAGGAUAAUGAUGUGCAGUUUGUACUGUGUAAAGAGAUACUACUUUCAGUCAGUAAAGGAUUCAUCAAUUAGUGUUACAUUUGUUUAAGUGGUUAAGGUGUGGUUACAAUUGGCCAUUUUCGAGUUACCACCAAGCCUCUGUUUUAAAGCGAGGCUUAGUGCAAAGCCAUUGACACGAAAAUUAUUUUACAUCAUCAUGCAAAUGAAACUCAUUAUCACAAGAAAAGUUUUACAAUUAGCUUCGUUUUGAAAGUGGACCUUUUUCGAACUCGGAAAUGAAAGCGCAAUGUCAUCUGUAUUUUAAAGCCUUUCCACAGCUGCAAGCGCCAACUAAUGAGAAUACACUUAUAGUUAUAGUGUAAAAAACAAAAAAAAAAAAACAGCUAAAAGGUUUUGUUUUAUUUAUUUUUUUAUUCAGGCGUUCGUGACGUGCUCACUGGGUAUCCAUCGUGUUGGCUUCGUUAUGAUUUGCUUCGGUGCAACAGACGCGUUUUUCUCGCUGACGCUUGGCCGCCUGACCAAAUACACGGGAAGAAUUCCUGUAUUCAUCAGCGGAGCGGUGAUUCAUUACGCUGUCAUUAUCAUCAUGCUGAUUUGGCGGCCUGACUACAAUCUGAUAUGGGUGUUUUAUAUAGUCGCUGCCCUACUGGGAUACUGUGAUGCUGUCUGGCAGACACAGAUUAAUGGUAAGACUUAGUUCUGUUGCUUUGACUGCAAUGUUACUAAUGGCCCCGUAGAAGAGAUAAGGAGACUGGUGCCGAAAUGUGUCCCGCAAUUAUUUCUGGGAUAGUUAGACCUAGUUACAGUCCCAAAAUUCUUUGCGAAAGUUAACUCGGCCCAGUUCCCUUUUCAUUUCUAAAGUGGCGUAUCAAAAUACCUAUAGAUGCCAUGUACAGUCCGGAACAAUGGUAAGAGCUGGUAUCACUGUUAAGUUAGUCCCGUGUUUAUCCUUCUGCGGUAAGACCUUGCGAUGUUGCCAAGCUACCAAGUUGUUAUAGCUACCGUGUAUCCCUCAGAUUUAUAUUAAGACCAAGUCCUUGUACUGUGCUUUUAUCAAAUCAUCUGUCUACUUUGCAUCAGUAAAUUUUAUUCUCACAACAUAAAUACUUAGUAGUUGGAAUGGACACACUACUAUAGUUGCAUACUUCUUGGGGACAUAAUAGAAAUAGAUACACGAAUUUUAUUAUUUUGCCAAGCUUUAAACAGGCCUUGAACAAAAUGGGAACAAGUCCGUUGGCGACAAUUGAUAUCAUUUUACGUUUUAUUUCUGAUUAAAAAUUUAAUUAUUCAGUUUUCUUAGGUCAAAAACAAACUAAAAAUAUGAUAAAGCUUUUCAGGGCUACACUCACCCGGACAAUUCCACCUAUUUAUGAAAUGACUCCUCAGUUCAAAAUAUUUACUCUAAAGAUAAACUGUUGCCGCCCAACGUGGGGCUCGAACCCACGACCCUGAGAUUAAGAGUCUCAUGCUCUACCGACUGAGCUAGCCGGGCGCGAUGAGUUUGUAUGCAAAUCAAAUUCCACUAUGGGCUGUUUACUAAACAUUUUUGUGACUCCGUUGGUAAAUUAAUAACUGCAUUAGAGAGAUUAUGAUUCACGUUUACGCCAAACGGCAAACAUGGAUUUGUACCACAUGACCAAGUUUUCCCCUUAAUUGUCGUUUACUGUUUAUUACAUCUACACAAAAAAUAAGUAGUUUCACGCCGGUUUUAUCCAUAAGAAUUGUUCAGGACAGUUUUCAUCUGCUUAUUUUCUAUUCUGAGAAAUUCUCAACUUGAAUCUGACGUUUGCCGUUUGCCGUAAACGUGAGUCUUAAUCUCUCUAUUAAUUGCGGUGAGCCAUUUUAAGAUUGCGCUAAGGACUGGAUCAGAGUUGGGCUGAAUUAAAUUGUGGGACUGUUUUGGAGAACUGACGAAUGAAAACAAACAGCCAAUAAACGAAGAGCUAGCGUCCGGGAAACAGUCCCAUAAUGCAAUUCCACACAACUCUUGCCCAGUUUCAUGCGCAGCCUCAAAUUGACAGAUAACUCUACUAAAAAGGAGACGGUUAAAAUGGACCUGAAAAAAAAAAAAUCGAGCUUCAUGGAAGAUAAGGUUCUAUAUAAAGUUUAUAAACUUACACAGAUUUUCUUUCCGGUUUUAGAUAUGAUAAAUUUAUAUACAUCCUGCCUUUGUAACUUCCUGUUUCUGUUUUGUGUUGUAAAAAAAUACAUAAAAACAAAGCGCCCAACGUGGGGCUCGAACCCACGACCCUGAGAUUAAGAGUCUCAUGCUCUACCGACUGAGCUAGCCGGGCGAGAUGUGUUUGACUAACAUUACAGCAAGGAGCUCAAAAGUUUGACCUCAUUUAAUGAAUUCAUAUUCUUUCAUGCAGACAUUAACCAAUCAGAAGUAGUGAACAGCGUCCAGUUGGCUUCUGAUUGGAUUAAAUUUGCACGAAAGAAUGUGCUGCGUUCACACUAUACCGGAUAGCUUUUCUUGCCAACGCUAAAAGCUACCUGGUAUACAAUGAACACCUAUCCGAUAUGUUACUGUCCACUUUAGAGAUGGGCACGGCGCAGCUUCGCUCCGGUACAAAAAUUGCGCCGAAAUCAACUCUCUUAUACAGCUAUUUCAAGAAAGGUUGUCGGAAAAAGUGCACGCGACAAUCCCAAAAGGUAUUGUGGGUGAUCUUGAGUUCACUGUUUUUCAAAGAAAUUUCAAAGGAUGGCACGAGAAACCAUGGACGUAUGUUUGCGAGUGCUAAAGGAAAGCAACAAAGUUAGAUUCGGCAGCUACAGUGUCAGGAAAAGUGCAUUGAUCAUAUCCCAUAUUACCUUUCGGGAUUGUCGCGUGCACAGUUCUUCGGACAACCUUUCUCGAAAUAGCUGUAUGUGAACAGAAAUCCGGCCUAUCGGGUAUCGUUUUCGUCCGGGUGCGAAAGCUACCCGGUAUAGAGUGAACAUGGCUUUUAAUUCGUCUAUUUGAGUCGCAGUAACCAACUCUUUUGUGGGGGGAGAUGUACGUCUUACAGAGUUGUCUGUUAACCUUUUCACUCCCAAAGAGUCCAAAGUCAAAUCAACAAUAUUUCAUUUUGUUAAAUACUGAAUGAAACAAAUUGUACUACGUAAAAGUGCUGUCAAAGAGCCUUCAUUUAAAUGGUCUCACCUUGAGAUUUUGUCCACAGACUCAAAAGUUAGAACCACAAGACUGCAUUAUUCACUCUGAGUAAAAGCGUUAAAACAGAGUUGACUGGCUAUAUAAUCAAACGAGCUGAAAGCGCGAAUAAACUGCGGUGGCCAGUGGCGUAAUUCCUUUUUUUUCUCCCUGUUCUUUUGUUCUCUUUUCGCAGCUAUGUACGGCGUGUUUUUCCACGACAACCAAGAACCUGCCUUCUCAAACUAUCGUCUCUGGGAAUCUCUUGGCUUUGUGUUGGCUUUUGCUUAUGCUAACUUUCUGUGCAUCAGGGUUAAGCUUAUAAUUCUGCUUCUGGUGUUGACCAUCAGCAUGAUUGGUUACAUCCUCGCUGAGUACAUUCACAGAAAGCAAGUGGAUCAAGAAUACUCGGUUGCAAUGGAGAGCGUGGCUUUAAAAGAAACCAAAAAUAACUCGGGUUGAAGCAAUAAACGCAUGUUUUGGGGUGGAUUGAUCAUUCUAACUGUCUUAGACUGACCGAAAUCCUCCUUCUCUAACUAAUCAGUGGUCUGGUGAACAAAAAGGUUAUAAGAGUAGUGAAUAAAGUAAGGUCAUUAGAGUGAUUUUACUUAACCCUUGAAACAGGUAGUAGAAUACUACGCAUUAUUAUGCACUAAUUCUACUGGCUAGUUUUGUUUGCCUCUUGCUAUUUUGCACUGUAUGUUAGUAUCAGACUGUUUCACGGUUCAAGUUAAAUCACUCUACAGACAAAAGAUAGCGAAGAAAUUCUCCGUAAUGCAACCAGAACGAAUGUAAGUUAAGCAAUCUGGGGUUUAAGGCCAGAAAAACGUUGAUAUCGUUCGUAACCGACGUCCGUGUUGUGAUUUUCAUAUUUCAAAUCGAAAAAAGCCAGCUUUGCUUCGUCCUUUUCCAUUAAAGCGGCCUCCUAAUAAGAGAACGAGUUGUAAGGUCUCAUAUGAGGCAACUGUGAGUGCUUCAAAACUGAAAUAAAAAAAAUUAGGGCCGGUUUCAUGGAAAGAAUCCCGGCUGGGACUUAUAGUUAUCAGUCCACAAAAAUCUGGAAUGAUUUUGGAACAAAGAGGGAGCCCUAUCCCCUGACAAUAAUGUCUUUCAGAUGUGAAUCUUAUCGCAUG